Chrysoperla carnea is the source of this 1017-nucleotide messenger RNA. RefSeq names its product suppressor protein SRP40-like. Lineage: Eukaryota; Metazoa; Arthropoda; Insecta; Neuroptera; Chrysopidae. The coding region runs from base 1 to 768 and encodes 255 amino acids. The record is from RefSeq and is a predicted model, not a curated record. The transcript has a single exon.
AUGGACCAUCAUCAAAAUUCAUCAGGACUUCUUCUUGUUACAAUGCAACAAGAAUCUUCAAACAGUGGUAGUGCGAAUUCACCAUUUUUAACGCCAUCACCGUCCCGUGAAAUUCGUGGAUUACGUUUAUUUCGGGCCAUUAGUCGAAAAUUGGGCAAACGUUCUCAAGAAGAUUUAAGUUCAUCAUAUACCGGUGAAGAUGAUUCACGUUCUUCUAGUACUGAUUCCUGCUCAAGUACGUCGACGGGACGUUGCUCACGAAAAAAUAACAAAAAUACUUCAAAUCAUCAUUUAUCUUCCCAGCAAUCAAGCUUAGAUAAUUAUAAUAUUUCGCCAAAUCAUUUAUCAACGAGCAGUAGCAGUGGAAGUGAUACCGGAAGCGAUUCACAAGAAUCAAAAUCAAUCCGCCAUCGGCAUCAUCAUUCCACGACAGCUGCUGUGUCUUUUCGUAGAGUGUUCCAACAUUUAAGUUUACAUAAUAGUCAUCGACAACGUUCUCUCAGUUGUGAAAAUACUAAAGACAUUCAUUUUUGUGAUUCAAAUGAUUCAAAUAAUACUUCAUCGAAUACAAAACGUUCCAGUAAAAAAAAUCAAGUUCCAAAACGUAUUUUACGGCCACCAAUCACAUACACCUAUAUCCGUGGUAUGUCUGGUUUACCAACACAGCGUGUCCCAAGAUCUACUCAUCGCUAUCCUCACAGUAAUAGAACGUCAUCAAGUGACUGCUAUUGUAAUCAGUAUUCCACCAAUAUUACAUCAAGAUAUUAAAUUUAAAUUAUGUGACUUCAACAACAACAUAUCACAAUCUAAAAAAACACACUCAAUUGUCAAUUAUGUUGAAACAAACGAACUGUUUUUUAUAAAAAUGUUAAAAUUUAAAUUAAUUUCUUUGCUCAAGUAAUAUUCUAUUACAUUGUACCGAGUGUUAUAGCAAAUGACAUUGGGGGGCCAAUAAAAAUGCUACACCUAACGCCAAAUGUUAAUACACGCUGUAUAUGAUUGUAAUUCUAAAGAUGG